Clavispora lusitaniae ATCC 42720 is the source of this 3021-nucleotide messenger RNA. Its product is annotated as ribosome biosynthesis protein. NCBI's taxonomy places the organism in Eukaryota, Fungi, Ascomycota, Pichiomycetes, Serinales, Metschnikowiaceae. Gene Ontology annotation, biological process: rRNA acetylation involved in maturation of SSU-rRNA. The record is from RefSeq and is a predicted model, not a curated record. Gene Ontology annotation, cellular component: 90S preribosome; nucleolus. Gene Ontology annotation, molecular function: 18S rRNA cytidine N-acetyltransferase activity; ATP binding; tRNA binding.
AUGGGAAAAAAAGCCAUCGACUCGCGGAUCCCCGCGUUGAUCCGAAACGGAGUCCAGGAAAAGCAGCGGUCCUUCUUCAUCAUCGUGGGCGACCGCGCGCGCAACCAGCUCCCCAACUUGCACUAUCUUAUGAUGAGCGCCGACCUCAAAAUGAACAAGUCUGUUCUCUGGGCGUACAAAAAACAGUUGUUGGGGUUCACGUCGCACCGCAAGAAGCGCGAGAACAAGAUCAAGAAGGAGAUCAAGCGGGGCACACGCGACGCCAACGACCAGGACCCGUUCGAGGCCUUUAUCUCCAACCAGCACAUCCGCUAUGUCUACUACAAGGAAACGGAGAAGAUCUUGGGUAACACGUACGGCAUGUGCAUUUUGCAGGACUUCGAGGCGCUCACGCCCAACUUGUUGGCGCGGACGGUCGAGACCGUUGAAGGCGGCGGUCUUGUGGUGAUUCUCUUGAAGUCCAUGACGUCCUUGAAACAGCUCUACACCAUGACCAUGGACGUGCACUCGCGGUACCGGACCGAGGCGCACGGCGACGUGGUGGCGCGUUUCAACGAGCGCUUCUUGUUGUCGUUGGGCCUGUGCGCCACGUGCUUGGUGGUGGACGACGAGUUGAAUGUUUUGCCUGUUCUGGGCGGGAAAAACGUCGUGGCGUUGCCGCCGCCCGAGGACGAGACACAAACAGAACUCGACCUGUUGAAGGAGUCGCUUGCCGAGGUGCAGCCCGCGGGCUCGCUCGUGGCGCUCCUGAAGACCGUCAACCAGGCCCAGGCCAUCUUGACGUUUGUGGAUGUCAUUUCGGAGAAAAGCUUGCGCAGCACCGUGGCGUUGACGGCAGGCCGUGGUCGAGGCAAGUCGGCGGCGCUCGGCAUUGCCAUUGCCGCGGCCAUUGCCCACGGCUACUCCAACAUUUUUGUGACGUCGCCGUCGCCGGAAAACUUGAAGACGCUUUUCGAGUUUGUGUUCCGCGGCUUCGACGCCUUGGGCUACGCCGAGCACGCCGACUACGACGCCGUGCAGCUGACCAACCCGUCUUUCAACAAGGCCGUCGUUCGUGUCGACGUCAAACGCUCCCACCGCCAGACCGUGCAGUACAUUGCCCCAACCGACCACCACCUUUUGGGCCAGGCGGAGCUUGUCAUUGUGGACGAGGCCGCGGCGAUUCCUCUCCCCGUCGUGCGCCGUCUCUUGGGGCCCUACCUCGUGUUCAUGGCGUCCACCAUCAACGGCUACGAAGGCACCGGCCGCUCGUUGUCGUUGAAGUUGAUCCAGCAGUUGCGGGAAAAAUCGGCGCAGGCCGACUCCUCCGACACGGGCAGAACGCUCCGUGAAGUGGUGCUCGACGAGCCCAUCCGGUACGCGCCGGGCGACCCGGUGGAGAAGUGGCUCAACAAGCUCUUGUGUCUCGACGCCAGUGUGUCCAAAACUUCGCGAGGAACACCGCACCCGGACGAGUGCACGCUCUUCCGUGUGGACAGAGACACGUUGUUCUCGCACCACCCGGUGUCGGAGGCGUUUUUGCACCGCAUGAUGGCGCUCUACGUGUCGUCGCACUACAAGAACUCGCCCAACGACCUCCAGUUGAUGAGCGACGCGCCUGCGCACCAGCUCUACGUGCUCUUGCCGCCGCAGAAGCAGGGCGACCGCCGCAUUCCCGACCCGCUCUGCGUGGUGCAGUUGGCCUUGGAGGGCCAGAUCUCGAAGGAGAGCGUGCGGGCGCAGUUGGCGAGAGGACAACGCGCUGGCGGCGACUUGAUUCCGUGGCUCGUGGCGCAGCAGUUCCAGGACGACGAGUUUGCGUCGUUGAGCGGCGCCCGUGUGGUUCGCAUAGCCACAAACCCGGACUAUGCUGGAAUGGGCUACGGCUCGAGAGCGCUCUCGUUGUUGAAGGACUACUUCGAGGGCAAGCUCACCGACAUCUCGGAGAACGACGUGGUGGAAAAGUCCGUUGCCCGUGUCUCCGACGCCGAGCUUGCGGGCGCCUCGCUCCAAGACGAGAUCCGCCUGCGCGACGCCGCGUCGUUGCCUCCGUUGCUCUUGCAGCUCUCGGAGACGCCGCCGUGCCACUUGCACUACAUGGGCGUGUCGUACGGCUUGACGCCGCUGUUGCACCGUUUCUGGAAGCGUGCCGGCUUCGUGCCGGUGUACUUGCGCCAAACGGCCAACGCUCUUACAGGCGAGCACACAUGCGUGAUGCUCCAUACGUUGGGCGGCGAGGCGGCGUGGCUCACGGCGUUUGCGCGCGACUUCCGCCGCAGAUUCAUCAGCUUGUUGGCGUACGACUUCCGCAAGUUCCCGGCGUCGCAGGCGUUGGCGGUGCUUGAGGCGGCCGGAGACGCCGGCGCAGCCAAGUUGGCCCGUGCCGAGGUCGACGCGCACUUCUCGCCGUUCGACUUGAAGCGUUUGGACUCGUACGCCAGCAACUUGGUCGACUACCAUGUGAUUUUGGACAUGCUUCCGCAGAUGGCCCAGUGGCAGUUUGCCGGCCGCACAGACGUGUCGCUCUCGUCGGUUCAAAGUGCCAUUUUGAUGGCCGUCGGCCUUCAGCACAAGGACAUGGACACGGUGUCUGCUGAGUUGGGCCUUCCUGCUGCGCAGCUGAUGGCCAUGUUCGCCAAGAUCAUCCGCAAGUUCUCGACGUUUUUCCGCAGCGUGCUUAGCCGGGACAUCGAGUCGCAAAUGCCGCAGUUGGAGGACGAGGCUGUGCGUGAGAUGGAGGGCGAAACAGAGCACAUUGACGCCGCGGCAGUCGAGCUCCAGAUGACCAAGGACUUGGACGCCGAAGGUGCAGAUGCCGUCCAGGCUUUGAGACAGAAAGAGUUGAUCAGUGCGUUGAACUUGGAAAAGUACGCCAUCGAAGACAUGGGCGACUUGGACGAGAAGGAGGCGAAGAAGGCCGCUGCCCGCAACGGUGUGGUGAGUGUCAAGACCAAGAAACCAAAGCGCAAGACCGAAAGCGCCGAGCAGAUUUACGAGACCGAGAUGAAGUCGACAAAGAAACAAAAGAAGAAGAAGCACUAG